CUCCACGCCUACGGCAAAGUCUUAGCAACGCACUCCAUGGAAGACCUCCUUAACAUUUACACCUCAGACGGCGUCAUUAUGGCUCCAGGGUUCAAACCAGCCGUAGGCUUCGAAGCGCUCAAGUCAUCGUACGAGCGCAUUUUCUCUACCAUCAAGCUUGAGAUUGACUUCACCAUCGACGAGAUCGUUGUGAUGAAUGACGAGUGGGCGUUUGCGAGGACGACAGCUGAGGGUACCAAGCACUGGCUGAAGAAAGGCACGCAGGAGUUUCAUCAUAACCAGGAGAUCUUCAUUUGUCGGAAGGAGGGUGGGAAGUGGAAGAUUGCGAGGUAUAUAUUUUCGAGCAUGAAGCCUUUGCAAUGAGAAGAAGCAGGGGAGCCCGGACAUAUCUACAAGCGUUUAAGGGUAUGGAAGAUGACAUCACCACAAUGGAAUUGGUUUGGAUUACACGCGAGUCGUGUUUAUCGAAGCUUGACACUGGCUGGCCAGACCCAAUGUUAAAUUGGCGUGGAUGAUAAGAUGGUGGGCUCUACGCAGUUGUCUGCGGGUCACGCGCUCCCCGAGAAAUAUGGCUCCCCUCAACAGCCCACCGACGACUCCACGGGUCAGGACUUGGCGAACUAACAUCGAGAAUUAGUAGGGUCCCUCAGGAAACCACCGGCUCUGGCUGAGCUCGCCGAGCAUUGAUACUUGCAAGCAGAUCAAGAUGUGGAAAAAGAACCAGAAGACAAGGUAUGGAGAUGGGGAUUUGCGAUCAGAGAUGAUGAGGUGGCAUCCCUGGCUCUGUGAGUCAAAACAAAGUCGCGGUUC
This is a messenger RNA of Paraphaeosphaeria sporulosa, 810 nucleotides long. RefSeq lists its product as uncharacterized. The record is from RefSeq and is a predicted model, not a curated record. The coding region runs from base 37 to 363 and encodes 108 amino acids. NCBI's taxonomy places the organism in Eukaryota, Fungi, Ascomycota, Dothideomycetes, Pleosporales, Didymosphaeriaceae. The transcript has a single exon.